Messenger RNA from Rosa rugosa (rugosa rose), 1380 nucleotides. RefSeq lists its product as uncharacterized. NCBI's taxonomy places the organism in Eukaryota, Viridiplantae, Streptophyta, Magnoliopsida, Rosales, Rosaceae. The record is from RefSeq and is a predicted model, not a curated record. Bases 1 to 1380 code for a protein of 459 amino acids. The transcript has a single exon.
AUGGCAGCAGACAUCCCAAAAAAGCAAAAGCUCUCCUACGCAGCAGCUCUGACUGAGAUGUCUCCAAUUUCUUUUGCCAUCGCUGACCUGCCUUCGCCAUUCUUUGAAGAUGGGUUGAACUCUAUUCGCAUCUCUGAAGAACCUUUUCUACGCGGCCUCGAGAGAUGCAAAACCAACUUGAUUGGUCGAGUUAAUUCUCCUGUCACAACCCCAGAUCUUGUACAACAAUUGGGGCAACUAUGGUCGGGCUUAGAUCUCUGGACUGUGGCACCUCUUGGUAGGGGUUUUUUCAUGCUCCAGUUCAAAAACUUAGUUGAUAUGCAGCUCGUCUGGUCGUCGGGGACAGUACGACUAAACUCCGGCAUGCUCCGCUUGAUUAAAUGGUCACCUGAUUUCUCUCCAUCUACAUACAGAAAUACCUUCGCACAGGUAUGGGUGCGUUUUUGGGAUUUAGGUUUUGCCUACUGGGAUCAACAAACUCUUUUUGAAAUUGCAUCGGGCAUUGGUACGCCCCUGAAACUUGACCCCCAAACCAAGAACCGCACCGUGGGCUUGUUUGCCAGAAUUUUAGUAGAUGUUGACUUCUCACAGCCUCUUCAUGGCAAGCUCAGAAUCACUCGGGCCAAUGGUGAGGUUGUGGUGAUCGGAGUUGAAUAUGAAUCUGAACCUGAUGUCUGCACCCGGUGUGGAAUAGUUGGCCAUGUCGCUGUUACUUGCCGUUCUAAGGCUUCGGACGACACUGUGGUCGAUAUCCAAAAGGGGCGGGGAAGAUCAAUGCAGCGAUCGGAACUGAAGCCAAGGAGGAAUAAUCGAUCACACAAGUCACAACAUCACUCAAAGCAACGGGAUGCAACUAGGAGAUUAGUCAGUAAUCCUGUGGUUGCCACGCCACCGCUGGUAACCAUUGAAUCAAAUUUAAGGCAUGACGUUGACGAUAUGUUGGCUUCAUCUGUUUUGAAUAAUGUCGAUACUAUCACAGCAGCUCCAAUUAUCACUGCAGUUUCAACUUUCAUAGCUAUUCCAGCUAUGGUUGGUCUGGAGAUGGUUGAUGUGCCCGUGCAUCAUUCAGCUUCAAGCGAGAGUGUCCCACCUGGUUUUACUAGGAUGGAACCGGAUAUUGAAAUCCAACCUGCAAGCUCCACGUCAACUCCAGAAAUUUCUUCAGUUCCUCCACCUAUUAUCAUGGCCGACUCUAAUCUUAGUGACUGUCAGAUGGAAGUUAGAACUGAGAAUUUGGAGGAAGGAGAAUUCACACCCGUUCUCCAUAAGAAGUCGAAGAAACUGCUGAAGCAAAAUGAGAAAGCAAAAAUGAAAAUAAUCUCUCACAAACCUGCGGGACGUGCUCUCCUUCGCAAGGGAGCUACUCUCAAGCAUUUCUAA